GCAUGGCGCUGACUGUGGACGUCAUGGGGCCAGCGCCCUGGGGCUUCCGCAUCACUGGGGGCAGGGAUUUCCACACGCCCAUCAUGGUGACCAAGGUAACGGAGCGGGGCAAGGCCCAGGCUGCUGACCUCCGGCCUGGUGACAUCAUCGUGGCCAUCAAUGGGGAGGAUGCCCAGGGCAUGCUCCACGCGGAGGCCCAGAGCAAGAUCCGCCAGAGCCCCUCGCCCCUGCGGCUGCAGCUGGACCGGUCCCGGGCCGCCUCUCCUGGGCAGACCAACGGGGAAAGCACCAUGGAGGUGCUGGCCACACGUUUCCAGGGCUCAGUGAGGACACACACUGACAGCCAGUCCUCCCUCCGGUCCUCCUGUUCCAGCCCAGCCUCCCUCAGCCCCCAGCCAUGCAGCCCCUUCUCCACCCAGGCCCCCACCAGCCCGCAUGCCCUUGCUGGGGAGGCGGUGAUGAGCCGAAGUUCCCAGAGCCUGGCACACAACCCAGGACUCAUUGCUGCUGACCGCCUGUCCUAUGGAGGCCACCCCGGACGCCGCCAGUCUGGCCUCGGCCUCGCUGGCGACUCAGCAGUGCGGGUGCUGCCGCCUUCCCCGGGCCCCCAGCCCUCCAGUCCCAGACUCAGUAUGGAUUCGGAGAGGGGAAGCCAACUCCUGCGAGAGGACUCGGAGGUCUUCAAGAUGCUGCAGGAGAAUCGUGAGGGGCGGGUGGCCCCCCGGCAGUCCAGCUCCUUCAAACUCUUGCAGGAAGCCCUGGAGGCCGAGGAGAGAGGUGGGGCUGGCCAGAAGCUGGCACGAGGGUGUGUAGUGCCUGGAGUCACCAGCUCCUACCGCCGGAUCCCGGACGCCUGCGGAGAGUGCUCAUCGGACUCCUGGGAGGGGGAUGGCGAGCUGAAAGGUCUCCGGACGCAGGUGCCGCUUCCCAAACUGGCCUUCCUGGACUCGGGAGUGGAGAUGGCCGUUGGGGACAGCUCCUGGGCCAUCUCUCCACGCCUUUCUCAGGACUCCCUGGACUCUGAGCCCGUGGGGAGCCCUGAGCCCCUGGUCCUGCCCAUGGAGCCUUCUGCCCACUGGGGCCGGCUCCUGGCCAGCCGGAAGCUAGAGCGGGUGCUGGAGCGGUCCAGCCAGCUCCCGACUUCACCUGCCAGCUUGUCACACCACCACCGCUCCCGGAAGCCUACAAGGAAGCCUGAGUAUGAAAUGCCCCCUGUUGGAGCAAGGGACCAGGGGGCCACCAACGCAGAAACUGACCUAGAGGCAGGCCUGGGAGAAGCAGAGGUGGGGAGGGGCAUGGGGCCUGAAGCCGGGGCCUGCCCUCCUGGGCAGGGUCUUCACUACCUGGAACACCUGUGCCUGGUGCUGGAGCAGAUGGUGAGGCUGCAGCAACUCCACCUGCAACUGCAAGCCCAGAGGCCCCCUGGGGGCCCUGUAGAGAAGGAGGAGUCGACUGUGGCCCCUUCACCUCCACCCUCUCAUGCCCCAGGCAGUGAGGUGCGGGGGUCAUGGGAGCUGCUCAGCCAGACUCGGGAGACAGGCGAAAAAGGAGCUUCACCCCCAAAGGUAGGGGUGCCCAGUGCCAACCCUUUCAGGCUGUCCAGAGUCCCAGCAGAACCCGCUCACACCUUUCAGUCCUCCCAGAGUCACAAGCGGGAUCUCUCCCACUGGAACAAGGUCAAGGUCCUUCUCAAUCGGAUUCGCUGGAAGAGCCCUCCACACCCUGAGCCUCCUGCCCCUCCUAAUGGCCCUGCUUUCAGAGUUGAGUCAAGGGACCUUCCAUGUCGUCUCCUCAGGAAGACCUUUAUGUCAUCGUUAGUGGUGAAGAAGCAACGAGCAAAAAACCUUUCUGUCUCAGAGACCUCUGGUGCAGGGACAUGACGCUGGCUGGAGGGGUGUGCAGUGAAGUCUUCUUUGCCUUUUGCCCCGUUGCUGUUUUGGGGCACUGCCAGGAAAAGCUGCUGAUGCCUCCCCUUCUCUCUGAGGCGAGAGCCGAGUCUUUCUCCUCUGAGCAGCUUGGCAGAGGAGCCCUGGUUCCCUGGGAGACCCCAAGGUGUGGCAUUUCCUGGGCGCCUUUCUGACUGCCAGAAAUCCCUGCACUAAUUUAUCAGGCAUCCAUGGAGCAUGUUUGGCAUGGUGAUCUGUUGGGGUCCAGUGUGUUGCAGAUAUGUAUGUAUGCAAAAUGAUAUACAUGUACAGUAUCUCUGUUGUGAACUUAUUGGAUCCAAUCAUCUCUCCUGAAUCACACACUCAAAAGGUUGGUCUUCUGGGUGAGGUAAUUGCAGAAGGAUGGGACUGACCUUCAUUCCUCAAUGGACAGUUACUGAUCCUGGAGUCCUGCUUUGCUCCGCAUACCUGUAUUGGAAGCCCCAGGACAGGGAAGGGUGUCUUUGCUUUAAGUCUUGCCCAUAGAGCAGAGCCCUCGAAGACUGCACCAGGAAUGAGAGGGUUAGGGAAAACGGGGGAUAGCAGAGUAACCUUUGUUAGCUGUUUUGCUUCCUACUAGCCUUUACACAUCAGAGCUGAAACCAGGGGCCCACACUAGCUUUUACACCUUCACAAAAUCCCUUAACUUAUCUGAGCCAUAGCUUCCCACUUAAUCUCCCAAAUUGUAUAAUGAUGCUUGACCUACCUACCUCACAGGUUUGUUUUGAGGAUAAAAUAAAAUUAAACUAUCUUAAAGAG
This is a messenger RNA of Myotis lucifugus (little brown bat), 2684 nucleotides long. RefSeq names its product PDZ and LIM domain 2 (gene PDLIM2). The transcript has 13 exons. Lineage: Eukaryota; Metazoa; Chordata; Mammalia; Chiroptera; Vespertilionidae. The record is from RefSeq and is a predicted model, not a curated record. The coding region runs from base 3 to 1880 and encodes 625 amino acids. Gene Ontology annotation, biological process: actin cytoskeleton organization; muscle structure development; heart development. Gene Ontology annotation, molecular function: muscle alpha-actinin binding; actin binding. Gene Ontology annotation, cellular component: filamentous actin; adherens junction; Z disc.